Molecule: messenger RNA, 6999 nt
Organism: Polypterus senegalus (gray bichir)
Lineage: Eukaryota; Metazoa; Chordata; Cladistia; Polypteriformes; Polypteridae
Product: ankyrin repeat and SAM domain-containing protein 1A-like
Exons: 26
Coding region: 159-3242 (1027 amino acids)
Cellular component (GO): cytosol
Molecular function (GO): protein binding
Source: RefSeq, a predicted model, not a curated record
AAAAGGUGUGGCCCCUUUGACCCCUAUAUAAACGCCAAGGUGUGUACCCCUCACCCUACUCAGCGAAUAAUGACAAUGAAACAGCACUUCAUUGUGCAGCCCAGUAUGGCCACUCUCAGGUUGUGCGACUUUUAUUGGAGGAGCUCACUGAUCCCACCAUGCGUAACAACAAGUUUGAAACACCUCUGGAUCUGGCAGCACUCUAUGGACGGCUUGAAGUGGUAAAACUGCUGCUUAAUGCCCACCCUAAUCUACUGAACUGUAAUACCAAGAAGCACACCCCUCUACACUUGGCAGCGCGUAAUGGGCACCUUGCUGUUGUACAAGUCCUUUUGGAGGCUGGCAUGGACAUUAAUUACCAGACUGAAAAAGGAAGUGCCCUUCAUGAGGCAGCUCUCUUUGGGAAGACUGAAGUUGUCCAGGUUCUUCUUGCAAAUGGUAUUGAUGUAAAUAUCAAAGACAACCAGGGAAUGACAGCAUUGGACAUUGUCAGAGAGCUGCCUUCCCAGAAGAGUCGGCAGAUAGCUGCAGUAAUCCAAGGCCAUGUGAGUGGAAAACCUCCAGACACUGAAAAAAUAUCCUCUCAUCCUAUUCCUCCCCCUCCUCUUCCUCCUCUUAUUCCUCCAACUAUUAAGCAAGAUGCUGUCAGUCCCAGGUCAAAAGUGAAGAUGGAGCGGGAACUUUCAGAUCUAAUUACCCAACUAGACGUCAGGCCCGAAGAGGAAUGUCCAUAUGAAGCUCUGUUUGAAGCCACGUCCUGCCAUUCACUGGACAAUCUGGCCAGUGGCAAGUCAUCUGAUCAUGAACCCACUGGAGAAAAGAAAGAGAGGCCACCACCUCCAUCUCAACCUCCUCCAGAAGAAGAGGAAGAGCAGCCAACAGAGGCUUUGUAUAUGAACAGCAAGAGCAGUGAGUGUGAAGAAGAAAAUCCUUACGAGCUACUGAUUUGUGCUGAGACGAAGAAACCAUCUGCUCAAGACUUCAAGCAGAAGAAAGAUGUGGACAGCGUGCAUCUGCCUUCUGCCACUGUUCUACCUCAGCAACUGAAGCCUGUUUUGCCAUGUCCUGUGCCACCUCCUGGACACGCCUGUGCACCACUUCAGUCCGUGUCACAAACGUCAUUUGUACAACAGACCUCCAAAGGCAAUGCAGAGCCAUCUCAGGGUAAAGAGCCCAAAGCAGAGAGCCGUGACGCGGGUGUCUUUCUGGAGCAGUUUUCAGGACUUCUGCACGGCUCUUCACCAGUUUUUGAGAACAAGGAGGAAGUCUUGCAGGAGGAAGUCUCGCAGGUGUCUAGGUCCACUGUGGGCCUCAGCAAAGGUUUGGAGCCUAGGACUACUUUCAGCACUGUUGAGGAAAGCAAAGGGAGUUCAGCGCCCCCUAGUGCAACAAUGCAAAGCUCAAAGGCAGAGCCCAAAUCCACUGUAGUCUACAAAACCAUCCUGCACACUAGCAUUAACAGACAGGAGCCGCCAGCUAUUACUGGUCGGCCUCCCGGAGAUCUCAAGCUGGCUCGAAGUCUUUCCAAGUCGGACUCUGACCUUUUGGUGUCACCCCCCAGUGAGGAAGAAGUGGCAGGACUGGCUAGCCGCAGCGAGUCCAUUUCCAACUGCAGCAGUGGCAAAAAGAGACUGGAGAAGACACCGUCAUUUGCAUCGGAAUGGGACGAGCAAAAAUCCCUGCCUCCGGCUCCCAAACCCCGGAGAGCUAAGUCCUUGUACAGCAUUGAGAAAAUUAUGACCUUGAUUGGAGCGGGGAUUGACUUUUCUGGCCAUUCUGACAAGGCCUUAGGCGGGGGCGGAGGGGGCAUGCGUGCCCUGGACCAGCCUGUGGGCGAUUGGCUCGAACACAUUGGGCUCCCCCAGUACGAGAGCAAGCUGCUUCUCAAUGGAUUCGACGAUCUGCACUUCAUGGGAAGCAAUGUAAUGGAAGAUCAGGACCUACGGGAAAUCGGCAUUGUGGAUCCUCACCACAGGAGGAAGAUUUUGCAAGCAGCGCGGUCUCUGCCCAAGGUUAAAGCCCUAGGAUGUGAGGCGAACCCUUCUCUUGCUACCUGGCUGGAUUCACUGGGUUUACAGGAAUACCUUCACAAUUUUCUGGCCAGUGGUUACCACUCCAUUGACAGUGUCAAGAACCUGUGGGAGCUGGAGAUUGUCAACGUUUUAAACAUCACUCUCCUGGGUCACCGCAAGCGGAUCAUUGCAUCCCUGGCAGAGCGCUCUUACGAGGAGCCACCUGUCAAACCACCGCGGCUCUCCCAGAUCCGGUGCCAGGACCUUAUCUCACAGACCUCAUCUCCUCUCAGCCAUGAGUCCUACACUGCUCGCUCCAUGGACCUGCUGCUUCCCCAAGGAGAAUCUGUGAAGAGAAUAGCAGAGCAUCACCAAAAUACAGUGCAUCGCUCUCACAGUGAAUACCACAGAGUGCAGGACAAACAUGAUGAACGUCCGGAGCCAAAGCUGACCCUACGACCGCCAAGCUUAGCUGCACCCUACGCACCAGUGCAGAACUGGCAGCACCAGCCGGAGAAGCUGAUAUUUGAGUCGUGUAGCUAUGAGGCAAAUUACUUAGGAUCGAUGCUCAUUAAGGAACUUCGAGGCACAGAAUCGACACAGGAUGCCUGUGCAAAAAUGAGGAGGUCCACUGAACAGAUGAGGAAGGUCCCCAGUAUUGUCCUGUCCAUCACCUACAAAGGAGUGAAGUUCAUUGAUGCAAUAAAUAAGAAUGUAAUAGCAGAGCAUGAAAUUCGCAACAUCUCCUGUGCAGCACAAGACCCUGAGGACCUUUGCACCUUUGCCUACAUCACUAAGGACCUGCAGACUAGCCACCAUUACUGCCAUGUCUUCAGUACAGUGGAUGUGAACCUGACGUAUGAGAUCAUCCUAACGUUAGGACAAGCAUUUGAAGUUGCCUACCAGCUGGCUUUGCAGGCCCAGAAGAACAAGCUGCAUGCACCCUCCUUGCCAGUCGCAUCAGAGGUUGUUGAGACCAAAUCCACACGACCAGUGCCAAAGCCCAGAGGCAGCAUGAGGAAAUCUGGGGGUGCACCUCUUCCUGAAAGUCGCUGCUGUUACUGUCAAACAUGUACCACACACCGUCCGUCCUACCUCCCUCUGCACGCUGUCGGCACACAAGCAAAGAUGGAACCGCUGGAGCACGAACAUGAUUCUCAUUCCCAUGCCAGUGCUUCUUGGCUUGUGGAGCAAAAAACAGACCCCAAGAGGACCGUCAGCACCAACUGAACCUGGUUCCAAGUGCAGAGAUGGAGCUGUGAUGCCGGGGUUUUCGGGGAGGGGUGGCCAAGACAGGUUGGGACCCGGGCCAUUUUAGGAAUCGGUGUAUUCCUCCCUGCUCACUAACUCUGCCCAUCUCCAACCCGGCACCUUGAGGACGUGGAGGAUCAUCCGCAGUUUGACAAAGAGUCUUCCCCUCAACUCCAUCAGCUAAAGGGUGGUCCUGCUUAGUAGAAACGCGAAUCCCUGAGGUCGUCUUUGUAUGCUGCAAGGCCUUAUUUGUAUGGCCAGCCUUUUUGACCUGUUCGUAAUGUGAAUGUCUACUAAAGGGUACCUUAUCUGUUUCUUUGUAUGUCCGUUGUUUCCCCCCUUUACUGUAUCAUUUUUCAGCUUGCUUCUUGAGAGGCCGUGGUUUUAUUUGACGUUAUUAUAAAAUUCAAAGCUGAUGUGGCUGCUCCUGCGUUUCAGUCCUCCCAGUCUACUUGAGAGGACAGGCAGGGCCAGACGCACUUGUUCAUAUCACAGCUUCUGGUAAAAAAAAAAAAAAAAUGUCAUCUCAGAUUUUUCCUUCUCUUUCGUAAAUGAGCCAUUGAAUAAAAAAAAAAAAACACAAAUACUUUUACAUUUUCUUUAGCCAGUUGGCCAAUGUGAACAAGUUUGAAAGAAAUGUUCUUUAGUGUGUCUGUUUCACGAAGCACUUGUGGUCAGGAUCUGCAUGAACAGCGCAUGCUGAAAAGCCACAAAUGAACAGAACUCCUGCGUUCUUACUCGUCUCAGUGAAAGGUGGCUUGCGGUGGGUUUAAAGUACGGCUCAAAGAGUCCCCUCACUUGUAAGCAUCAUUUGUGUUCACUUUUAAUUUUUUUGUCCAAGCUACUAUAGUAAGCAACUAGAGAAACUUUUAACUGCUGCAUAUCAGGGACCUGGACAACGUUUCUUUUUUGUCAUUCCCUAUCUCUCUGUAGAAGGUAAGAAAAUAUUCCCCCACAUAAAAUACCGAGCUGGUCUCGCCCAAUAAACGUGAACAGAACAAAAGCUGACUGUUUAAGGCAGAGGUGGGCAGGAAGCCCUAAGACUUCUUGAUGCCCCAAUAGCGGGAUUAGUGUGACGUCUUUUGGCAUGUCUGUGGCCUGCUCAGUCCUUUGUAACUGUGAAGUCUUGUAAGAAGGCAUUUGAUGGCAAGAAAGUGGUACGAAAAUCCAAUCUUAAUGUAUAGCUGUAGGAAAAAAAAAACCCAAGCAAGUUUUAUAUUCCUGCCUCCGUAGACUUUGAAGAUGCGAAUAGAGUUGUGUUCUGAAGAUGGGCCGAUUUUAGUUUUCUUUCUCGCUCAGCAAUCGUUAGUUUGAUUAUGUGUUCUAGAAUCGGGAUUUGCUGGCGUUGACACUACAAGGGGGCUAACAGAAUGUGUAAGCUUGUUUUUUUUAUAGGUAUUAUUUUAAUUUUAUUAUUUUAAAACAAUUCCAAGUUUUCAUCAAGCUGAGCAAGGCUGCUUGAGCAGAAACCCAAAGCCGCCACUUUCUGUGUGAUCAGCGCCGUCUUGGCCUACUUCCCCACCCAAAACCCUUAUCUCGUGUUACUGUCGCCGUCGUCGGUCAUGCGCCUCCCCUGCUCACGUAAUGAUGUGGAAACUCUGCGCCAGUCAUCGUCUCGUCUGCAGGGAUGCCUCAAAAAAUGAGAGAAUUAUCGUCUCAAGUUAGUAGCAGCACAGCUCCUCCUUUAAUUGUCAAAGGGGUCACCAUGAGACUUCCUUGCUCAAUGAAUGAAAUAUUAGGCUAAUUAAAAUCAUAAUAACAUAACCAUUACAAUUAUUGUAACUGUGCCAGCUCAGACAGGCGCCUCUCUUCUUAAAUCUGCAUAAAUAACCGAUAACUCUGUGCCCAUUAUUAUUAUUGAAACGAGUUAUAAUUCUGCUCACCAGGAAUCCUACAUUUGUCAGCAUUGCUAUUGUAUAAAAAAUAAUGAAAGGAAUUACCUGAGCCUGUGAAACACAAAUGAGGGUCCCAUCUUAUGAGGCCCACCCUUUUCAAUAGGAGUUGUUAGGUCAAUGAAAAGCCGGCCUCCAAUAUUACAUGUCAUCUUAUAUGCGGAGAAGCUUCUGAAAUGAUCCAAAUUAUAACUUUACUUGACCAGUCUUGAGUUGUAGAUGCUGCCGUGGUCACCGUGACCCUCCAUUGCUCACUUAAUGUACCGUGUGAAGUCUGUUAAGGAAAGAAAAACCCAAAACGUUAGUAAUAAAAUAACCGUUUGACAUCUGUUACUGGUUGUCCCUGUGCAGUUAUAGCUGCCCCAGCUUGGGAAGAUGAUUCUUUAAAAAAAAAAAAAAUAAAAUAAAACAAAAGCGAUUUAUAUCUAUAAUAAAAUGACAGUUUGGCGUAUGGUCAUAAUAGGAUGUGCCACCAUGAAAUUCCUGUGUGGUCUGGAAGUUGCCCUCUUAACAGAAAGUGUGUUGUUAAGGCAAUGAAGAGUCUGCCAUCACCCUUACGGUUAUCUUGCGGAGAUCCCGCCAUACUAAUAAUAGUAAUAAUAAUACUGUUUUUAUGUCCUAGCCACACUUCUCCUAUCAUGCAGUAGCUCUUGCAAGAUCAAUAUGAAGCGUCCUCCUGUUAUUAAUAAGGAGUUGUGGAAAUGUGAACAGAAAUACACGUCUUGCGUUACAUUAUUGGUGUGCCACUUUUCCUGUGUCGUAUUGCAAAGAUUCUUCACAAAUAUUUGAAUUAUUGCUUGUCACCUUCCAGUUAUUCUGUAGUGUCCUUAGAGUCUGUUAAAGCGUUCCUUUCUGCACCGCAUAUAAUAAAGUGAGCUCAGUGCCAGUUUUUUUUAGCCCUUAUCUUUAAAUGUAUUCAAAUGCAAUAGUACAAUGAAUUCCUUUUUCAAUAACGGAAAUGCUGCUCAAAUAACUGAACGAUGCGUUUUAGCGACUCACUUUAGUUAGCUCAUUGUGUCUUGGGAAAAAAAUAAUAAAUUGAAACGGCCGUUGGGUCAGAAAAUCCUCGUUAUUUAUAUAACAUCCUCUUGUAUCAGUUGACGCUUUAUCUGUCCUGUGUAUCUCUGCCCUUUUCUGUUUUAUUGCUUCCUUUGCACAGAUUGUAAGAGAUGCAGCGAUAUGGGAGGUAAAUCUCAUUGGCUUCUGGCCUGUGACAAAGGAUGGGUUUCGGUUGAUGACCCCCAUAUUAACUGUGAUAAUACCAGAGCUCGUUUAUUCCCUGUCUCUUGACAUUACUGAUCAUGAAUGGCCUGCUGCCCAGGGCUUUGUUGCACCUCUGCUUUGACUAAGCAUUUGAUCCAUCCUGGUGAUGGAGGAAUUGAAUCUUUCACGCUUGUCGUUUCAAUCCCAGAAUACCAAUUUCUUGAAUUCAAGCUGUCCUUGAGCCAUGGAGAGUGGGUAUAGUUGGCUAACCUGUACCACUGAGAGGCUUCAUGGAAACCCCGACAAAUGCUUUCUUGCUGGGAUUUGAAACAUUUUUUAAAAUGCUGCUAACAUCUUUAGUAAUAAACCCAAUGUGAGAUCAGAGGGUCUGUUUCAUCAGCCUUGUUCAGUUUGACUUUUGCACAUUUUGUUGAUGGGUAGUGACUGGGACUAAUCUGUAAAACUUUAGUAAAUGUAAAAAAAUGGAUUGUAAUUAAUCCUUAGUUUGUGUAUUUUGAUACUUGAAUGAUUUUUUAUAUGGAUGUAUGUCUUUUUUUUCUGAUCUGAAACAUAUCAUGGUACCAAUAUCUUAACUGUCUGUGCAAGAGACAAAAAAUAAACUGGGACAGACCUCGGUACAA